Molecule: messenger RNA, 2945 nt
Organism: Puntigrus tetrazona (Sumatra barb)
Lineage: Eukaryota; Metazoa; Chordata; Actinopteri; Cypriniformes; Cyprinidae
Product: UDP-glucuronosyltransferase 2C1-like
Exons: 3
Coding region: 95-1720 (541 amino acids)
Molecular function (GO): UDP-glycosyltransferase activity
Source: RefSeq, a predicted model, not a curated record
GCAUGCUCAAAGGAGAGUAAAUGCUUGUAGUUUUGUGACGUACACCACAUUCAAGGCUGACCUGGUAGUGAUAUUGCAUGCUACAUGGAUUUAAAUGCCAUCUAAUAAACACAGAUCAGGAACUAUGAACAGACAGGUUUUUCAGGUGCUUGGGCCAGUCAUGCUAACUCUUCUGCUGAUGACUGUCCCAGUUGUUCUGAGCGGGAAGUUUCUUGUCUUUCCUGUGGAUGGCAGUCAUUGGGUCAACAUGAACAUCUUGGUGGAGGCACUUCAUGCCAAAGGUCACAAUGUUACAGUCAUUCGGAUGGCAGACAGCUGGUACAUCAAAGAAUUCUCACCUCACUACACAUCAGUCACUCUCAAGUCUGAAGGAGGAUUUGGUGAAGAAUUCCUUGAGAAGUUUAUAUCAAGACUCAUAGGAAUUAUGAGGAGAGGUUCCACCUGGGGUCGUCUGAAUCUGGAGAUAGAGAUGUGGCAAAGUUCUUUAAAGAUGAUUGAAACGGAAAGUGAGAUGAUAGUAACCAUGAUUGAAGACCAGCAACUAAUGCAGUCCUUAAAAGAUGCCAAGUAUGAUUUGAUUCUUACAGAUCCUGCCAUGUUCGGAGGGAUCAUACUAGGUCACUAUCUCAAACUGCCCAUUGUCUACAAUGUCCGUUGGACAGUGUACAGUGAGGCUCAUUUUGUAAUAGCUCCUUCACCACUUUCAUAUGUACCUUAUCCAAUGCUGGAAUUGUCAGACCACAUGAGUUUCUUGGAAAGAGUGAAGAAUGUAGUAAUGUACACCAUAACUGAAACACUAGUUGCUCUCUUGAUUGCUCCAAGUAAUAAUGCACUUUGUGAAAAGUUCAUUGGCCCAGGAACAUCCUACUUUUCUUUAAUGCAGAGUGCUGAUUUGUGGCUCCAUAGAGUUGAUUUUGUUUUUGAAUUCCCACGUCCGACUAUGCCGAACAUUGUCUACAUGGGAGGUUUUCAAUGCAAGCCAUCAAAGCCUCUUCCCCGAGAUCUGGAGGACUUUGUGCAGAGCUCUGGUGAUCAUGGUGUCAUCAUCAUGUCUCUGGGUACUCUCAUUGGUCAGCUUCCUGAUGAUGUGGCUGAAGCGAUUGCUGAAGCUUUUGCAGAACUUCCACAGAAGAUCGUCUGGAGGUACAAAGGAAAGAGACCAUCUGCUCUAGGAAACAACACCCUAGUGAUGGACUGGAUGCCUCAGAAUGAUCUUCUGGGUCAUCCUAAGACCAGAGCCUUCGUUGCACAUGGAGGAACCAAUGGGAUUCAAGAAGCCAUUUACCACGGAGUACCAAUCAUUGGAUUUGGGUUGAUUUUUGACCAGCCUGAUAAUCUUGCAAAAAUGAGAGUACGGGGUGUAGCCAAGAAUGUAAACUUUGCCACAGUAGAUAAGGACUCCUUCCUUGAAACCGUCAAAGAGGUUCUUUAUGAUCCCUCUUAUCAGGAGAACAUGCAGAGGCUCUCAAGGCUUCACAAGGACGUUCCAGUAAAACCUCUGGACAAUGCCAUCUUCUGGAUUGAGUUUGUUAUGAGGCACAAAGGUGCUGCUCACCUGCGCACAGAGUCUUACAAAAUGCCCUGGUACUCUUAUCACUCUGUAGAUGUCAUACUGUUCCUGCUUUCUGCUUUGACCCUCAUAAUCUUGAGCAUAUAUGCAGUAAUCAGAUAUUUGUGCUGCAGAAUAUGCAAAAGAAAAACAAAAAACAAACUAGAAUAAUGAGGAUGAAUAUGUACUUGUGUGAUUUGCAUCUCUUGCAUUACAUCUUUCCUACUUUGUAUGAAGAUACAGUGAAAUUAGGUUUAAAAUAAUAAUUUGACCUUAUACAAUUGACCUGUCUCAGCUUAUUUAGAUAUACUUUGUUUCACCUAAAAAAUAUAUUUGGGAAAAGUUAUUGGGGAAAUAAUAUAUAUUUUACUACCUGCCCAGUUAGCAGUAUAAUGUGCAUUUUUACAGUAUGUCAUACCAUUUCUUUCCCAAAGGCAUUUUUCAUCAAUGGAAAACAAUGAACACAUUUCAUUACUUGACAUUCAGCAGACAUGUUUUAUUCUGAAUGACACAAGCAGUAGUGACAGUUCCACUGGGGCAGCCUGUUUACUGUGAUUAUGUAUUGCUCAAGAGCACAAUGGAAGUAGAUGUCUCCACUUUAUGAUUCACAUCUUUUGGCUUUUGUGUUAGCAGCCUAGAUCAAGACGUAAUCUUCGAUCCCCUAAAGCAGUGCUUCUUAAUUCUAGUCCCGGGGGCCCACAUUUUAUAUGUCUUCCUUAUCUGAUAGUCCAAGUUUAGUUCAUGCCGCUCUCUGCUGAUGAUUUACAUCAGGUAUAUACUGCAAGUAAUGGCAUAUUAAGGAUAAAAGAUUAAUUUGAACAAUAUAUGUGUAUCCUAGGUGUUAAGUGUUAAAAAACACUUCCUAAAAUAUAAUGCUAUCAGAUGUGUUUUUGAGACUAUAAUUUGCCUAAAUCUUAUCUAGGUAAACAGAAUAAGGGAGAUGUCAGAAUGGGUUGCAUGACUUUCCCUCAUCCUUGAAACUUAGGAAUGAAACUGUUCAAAAUAGAAUUUAAACAAAUAAGCCAAAAAUAUAACCCCCUGAAGUUGAAGCAAAGGGAUUAAAGCAGGAUAUUGAUAUGCCAGUUGAUGGCAAUAGUGUCCACCACUUUGAAUGAGUGCUGAUUUCUUUAAAACACUGAUUCAUUCAGGAGCAACACUACUUCUUUGCUCUGCUGAGCAAAAUAACUUGACUUUAAUUGUUUCUCAGUAUUUACUUUAUUGUGUAAUUGUUAAUAAUUACGAGUUCAGUCAUUUUUAUCGGUUUAGCCAAGCGUUGUCUGAAAGAAUACUGAAUUAAAAAUAUUGAUUCAAUAUGCAAUCGUUUAAUUCAACCACCUAAACAUACAUGUGUUUACACAAUGUUGGUCAAAUAAAUGCUACUUUAAUAUACAUCAAA